Cyclospora cayetanensis is the source of this 1971-nucleotide messenger RNA. RefSeq names its product ecdysone-induced protein 74EF-like. The transcript has 5 exons. The record is from RefSeq and is a predicted model, not a curated record. The coding region runs from base 1 to 1971 and encodes 656 amino acids. NCBI's taxonomy places the organism in Eukaryota, Apicomplexa, Conoidasida, Eucoccidiorida, Eimeriidae.
AUGAAAGCAGCACCUGCAACAGCCAACGGAGCGACGGCGGCACCCCUAGCAACAACAACAACGGUGGAAGACUUCCUCUCUGUUUUAGACUUCUUGAACCUGCUAGCCACGUUCGCUGACAACACAAGUCUGAGCGAUUGCACGCGCAGCACGGUUCUACUGGGGCUGCUGAAGCAGCAUCCGCAGUUGCUUUUGGCAGCAGCUAGAUCUGGACUGGAGCCUCUAUUUCUCGUUGCGUUUCCGCAACGAAGGGAAGGGUUUGCUGUGUCGGAGAGCCGUGAGGCAGCUGCUACGGCUGCGACGUGUACAGCUUCCGUUGCCUCGUGGCAAACGGACGCCCACAUGCAGCUAUCGCAGCGUGAGCACGCGACUGUGGAGCCCGUCAUCAAGGAAGCCUUUGCAGAAACAGAUUUCGCAGCGGCGGCUUCUUCAGAAGGCGCUCCAGAAUGCAAGACGCAGCUGCUUCGGAUACAGCAGCAAAUCGACAGCCGCGUCCACUCGCAUAUCCGUCAGCACGUCGUGCAACACGUUCUCGAGAGCGCCUCGGAGGCGCAGAAGGAGCAGCAACAGCAGCAGUGGCAGCAGCAGCAUGAUGAGAUCCUCAAAAAGCAGCUUUUAGACAGUGUCAGAGCCUGUGCUGCGCCAUUGGUGCAGCCUCCGAGGAAGCAGAACGAAGCGUUUUCCAUGCCCCAACAGCAACCGCAGAGUGUCUCUCCACGAGAAGAGUCUGCCGCGGCUGUGAACGAGACAGCAGCAGGUGUAACGACACCAGCACCACUAGCAGAGCCGGCAGCCCUUCAAACGCACACGACACUUGGGCAAUCCUUGCACGCAACGCCUCGUGCCAGUCUGGAAUGUAAAAGUUCCUUAGAAAGCCGCUACGAGAGACUCGCAGUGCACGAGAAACUCCCAGCAGCUGCAACUCGCGAAGUCGCCUCAGCCGUGCAAACCCACAGACCAACAGCAGCGGCAGCGGAGAAAAGCGCUACACAGCCUCCCGUCCAAGCGGAGAAGAUACUUGACGGCAUUCGGAUCUUGCAGAAGCAGAAUGCAGGACGGGAGAUGCCGAAACCUCAGGAAGAGAAGAAGCAGUUCGGAGAUGUCUACACCCUGCAAAGACUCCUGGCUGCCAGACUCAGCAGUCUGCGGCAGCCUUUUCCGGGCUCUCUCUCGCCUCUCUUUUCGCAAAGCACCCUUGUGGUAAUUGGCAACGGUGACAGAAGCAGUGCCGCCAACGGCAGGUGUGCAGACAACGACCCCGCGUUGAAGUUUUCCCAGAGGCAACAGGAGCAGGAGCAGCAACAACAGCAACAGGAGCAGCAGAAACAGGAGCAACAGAAACAGCAAGACCACCUCGCUCCUACGAGCGGCCCCACACAUUCGAAGCCGCAGACUGCAGCGGCGUCGCUCCUCGAGUGUGCAGAGUUGCUAAAAAGUAAUUUAGAGUCGGAGCGGCGGGAUGCAAACGGGCUCUCGCAAACUGCUGCUGCUGCAGCGGGUGUAGCUCUCAGCAGCAAUCAGAGCAACAACGGCCAGUCUACAGGGCGAACAUCGUUGGAAUGCGCGGCAGAAACAGCUACUAGCGUCGCUUCGCCAGAUCAUUCGACUAGCAUUGCCGGCUUGUUAGAACGCGCUGCAGCCAUAUUAGCAGCCACAAAGCCGCAGAAGGGGCUGUUCACUCCUCCCCAGGCGGGAGGAAGAGCACCUUGCAAGUCUGCACCAGAGCAGACGGCAGCAGUGGCCCUUAUCUCAGCUGCUGGAGGGGAGCCGGAUGUGCUUCAGCAUGCGCAUCACAGACCUGCCAGUGCAACUCAGCGCGCACGAACGGCAAAAGCAGUGCGAGAAGCCGCAGCCGCAGCAUCAAGGGACUGGCUGGACCUCAGAGGAAAGAGAAACAGUGCUAAUGGCGCAGAAGCAAGUGCUGCAGCUGCUUUGGCAAGAUGCAACUUUGCUGCGUGCCACGAACGCUGA